Molecule: messenger RNA, 883 nt
Organism: Parasteatoda tepidariorum (common house spider)
Lineage: Eukaryota; Metazoa; Arthropoda; Arachnida; Araneae; Theridiidae
Product: nascent polypeptide-associated complex subunit alpha
Cellular component (GO): nascent polypeptide-associated complex
Source: RefSeq, a predicted model, not a curated record
GGCAACACUUCGAAUUUCCUGUUUUUCACUUUUCGUUACUCCGAAAUUUCAGGAGCACGUUGUUUCAUAGUAAAGUAUAAUAACUUCUCAUACAAAUUGCCUCAAUCAUGCCACAAAUGAGUGUGUCUGAAGUAUAUGAAGAAGUAGACAAAACUGAAGUUGAUCGCAAAUCUGGUACAGAAUCAGAAAGUGAUGAUUCUUCUCCCGAAGGUGAUGAAGCCGAUGCUGGGCAGUCCAGCACCACGAGCCAAAUGGCUCAGAUGGCCGGCCUUAGUGAAGAAUUAGUUAGCAAGGCUAAGCAAAGUCGAGGUGAGAAAAAGGCAAGAAAGCUGAUGUCUAAACUGGGCCUUAAACAAGUUCAGGGAGUCUGCAGAGUAACCAUUCGUAAGUCAAAGAAUAUCUUAUUCGUCAUUACUAAGCCUGAUGUUUACAAGAGUCCUGCUGGUGAUACAUAUAUAGUUUUUGGGGAAGCUAAAAUUGAAGACCUUAGUCAACAAGCUCAGAUGGCUGCUGCCGAAAAAUUCAAAGCACCUGAAUCUGCUGGAUUGGGAGGUGAUGGUCCAUCUCAAACUAUCGCCUCACAGCCUAUCGAAGAAGAGUCUGAAGAGGAAGGUGAAAUUGACAACAGCGGUGUGGAGAGCAAAGAUAUUGAGCUGGUCAUGUCCCAAGCUAAUGUAUCACGUAGCAAAGCAGUUAAAGCUUUGCGUAAUAAUAACAAUGAUAUUGUGAAUGCUAUUAUGGAAUUGACUAUGUAAUACUUAUCUUCAGUGUGCUAAAUUCAUUUAAAUGUUUCACUAUUAUUGUAAAAGAAAAACAACCAUAAGUAUCCUUAUAUUUACUUAUCCUUGUUAAAAAUGUAAUUAAAACAUUUGCUAAAUAGUUA